ACCUAAACCUAAACUAAACAUAAUAUAAAAUCAAAGAACCAGAAGAAAAACAAGGAAACAAAAUAAAAAUCCCACCAACCUCUCCUCAAAUCUCUCCCAAACCGAAUUAAUUGGUCGAUGCUUCUUCUUGAGAGGCAAGUUUUUGUUGAACGUUCUGUUUCUCUCACAUGUCUUAUUCAAUUUUCUCCAACAUCUUUGAUAAAAAUAAAUCUCUUCAUAAACCCUUAAUUGCUUCUUCCCGCAGAUUUCCCAUAAAACCCUUUCUUCUUUAUUUUAUAUCCCACAAGUUGAAUUAACUUCUCUCUCCUCACCACGAUGGGUGACUCUUCGAAGGUGUUCCUAUUCGGGUCUUUCACUGAGGACGAAGCCCGUUCUUGGCAGAGUGAGACACCGCCCACUACCCAAAAACCCGUCAAAAUCAAAGAAUUGAAAAACAGUCCCCGAAACAUCACACCAGUAUUGAUGUUUGGUAGUAUUAGUGCAAUACCCGAUUUACAGCUCUCUAAUAUCCACAAGGGCAAUAAUUUUUCCAGCGAGAAACCAAAUACCGUAAUCUUGCCUACUCUGUCAGAAAAUGGAAAAGUCCACAACUCUGAUAAUAAGUCUAGUGGAGACGAAAAGAUUGUGAACGGAAGUAAAUUCAAUGCAUUGCAUAAUAAGUCUAGUGGAGACGUAAAGAUUGUGAACGGAAGUAAAUUCAGUGCAUUGCAUGUAUCUGACAAUAAUAAUAAUAGUGAGAUAGACGUAAAACCUAUCUCGAAAAUGGCGAAUGGUAACUUAAAUGGUCCUACAGCUGAAGCAAAUCAUAAGGAGUCUUCUUGGAAGACAAAUAUCCCUGUUUUGGAUGCUCGAGAUAUUUUACCUCGGGGUUUGGUCAACUCCGGGAAUUUAUGCUUCCUAAAUGCAACGUUGCAGGCCCUUUUAGCCUGUUCUCCGUUUGUCCAGCUUUUACAGAGACUAAAAGCCAGUAACAUUCCGAAGGUCGGUUAUCCAACAUUAGCUGCAUUUGCUGAGUUUGUCGGUGAAUUUGAAUUGGUCGGCGGGCCCAACCUAAAGAAGAAAGACACCGUUGAACUUGAAUCUGGUAGACCUUUUAGACCUUCGAUGUUUGAAGGGGUGUUGAAAAAUUUUACUCCCGAUGUACCGAAUAGCAUUUCAGGCAGACCAAGACAAGAGGAUGCGCAAGAGUUUCUAAGUUUUGUUAUGGAUCAAAUGCACGAUGAAUUGCUAAAGCUUGAAGGUCAGUCGAACUUGGAUGGUAAAAAUUCUCUGGUUUCUACAUCGGAAGGCGAUGAGUGGGAAACAGUGGGUCCGAAGAAUAAAUCUGCUGUGACAAGAACACAGAGUUUUGUCCCUUCGGAACUGAGCUCGAUUUUUGGUGGGCAAUUGCGAAGUGUUGUGAAGGCAAAAGGGAAUAAAGCCUCUGCCACUGUGCAGCCGUUUCUUUUGCUGCAUUUAGAUAUUUCUUAUGAUGUAAUUCGAACUGUUGAAGAUGCUCUUCGUUUCUUUUCUGCCCCGGAAACACUCGAUGAGUACAGAGCACCUACUGCAGGAAAGGUUGGGGUUGUUGCUGCAAAGAAAUCGGUGAAUGUGCAAGCACUUCCGAAGAUAAUGAUUUUACAUUUGAAGCGUUUUGGCUACGGCAGAAAUGGAAGCACUAAAUUGCAUAAGGCUGUGUACUUCCCUCUCGAACUCGUUUUAAGCCGUGAUUUGCUUGUUUCUUCUACUAUGGAGGGCCGAAAAUACGAGCUAGUUUCGACAGUAACGCAUCAUGGGAGAGAAGCUUCGAAAGGUCACUAUACUGCAGAUGUGCGUUACCAUAACGGGCAGUGGGUCCGGUUCGAUGACUCGUCUCUUUCUGCAAUAAGCACGAACAAAGUGCUACACGAUCAAGCCUACCUUCUCUUCUACAAACAACUAUAGAGGAAAAUCAAUCGAACAAAUUAUUAUUAUGUUGUAAGAAAGUUUUGUUCUUUCAUUUAGUGGGGAGGGUGAUUUUAAUGUUAUUACACUACUUUGUUGGUACAUGAGUUGUGGGCAUGUAAAGGAAUUGACUUAUUUUGCAAGGUUUUUUAGAUAACUUAUAUUUAUUUGUUUCAUUGAUGAUGAAAUGCCCUUUAAACC
Molecule: messenger RNA, 2124 nt
Organism: Erythranthe guttata (spotted monkey flower)
Lineage: Eukaryota; Viridiplantae; Streptophyta; Magnoliopsida; Lamiales; Phrymaceae
Product: ubiquitin carboxyl-terminal hydrolase 24
Biological process (GO): protein deubiquitination
Cellular component (GO): cytosol; nucleus
Molecular function (GO): cysteine-type deubiquitinase activity
Source: RefSeq, a predicted model, not a curated record